Nannospalax galili (Upper Galilee mountains blind mole rat) is the source of this 5109-nucleotide messenger RNA. RefSeq names its product F-box protein 32 (gene Fbxo32). Bases 192 to 1262 code for a protein of 356 amino acids. The transcript has 9 exons. Gene Ontology annotation, biological process: protein ubiquitination. The record is from RefSeq and is a predicted model, not a curated record. Gene Ontology annotation, cellular component: SCF ubiquitin ligase complex; cytoplasm; nucleus. Lineage: Eukaryota; Metazoa; Chordata; Mammalia; Rodentia; Spalacidae. Gene Ontology annotation, molecular function: protein binding.
CCCUCCCCAGCGCCUGUGCCCACCCAGGUCCGCAGCCCCCACGCCGGGUCCCUGCACUUGUCCCGGUCGCGGGGCGGCGCUCCCACCUACCCCCACCCCCAGCAUCCGCCCAAGGCAGCGCAUCCCCGGGGCCGGCCAGGCCGAUCCCUCGUCGGCAGCCCGUCCGGUAGGUCGCAUCCGCUCUCGGUGCCAUGCCAUUCCUCGGGCAGGACUGGCGGUCCCCUGGGCAGAGCUGGGUGAAGACAGCCGACGGCUGGAAGCGCUUUCUGGACGAGAAGAGCGGCAGUUUCGUGGGUGACCUCAGCAGUUAUUGCAACAAGGAGGUGUACAGUAAUAAGGAGAAUCUUUUCAACAGCCUGAACUAUGAUGUUGCAGCCAAGAAGAGAAAGAAAGACAUACUAAACAGCAAAACCAAAAUUCACUAUUUCCACCAAGAAAAAUGGAUCUAUGUUCACAAAGGAAGUACUAAAGAGCGCCAUGGAUACUGCACUCUGGGGGAAGCUUUCAACAGACUGGACUUCUCUACUGCCAUCCUGGAUUCCAGAAGAUUCAACUACGUAGUACGGCUGUUGGAACUGAUAGCAAAGUCACAGCUCACAUCCCUGAGUGGCAUCGCCCAAAAGAACUUCAUGAACAUUUUGGAAAAAGUAGUACUGAAAGUUCUUGAAGACCAGCAAAACAUUAGACUCAUAAGGGAACUACUCCAGACCCUCUACACAUCCUUAUGUACGCUGGUCCAGAGAGUCGGCAAGUCUGUGCUGGUGGGCAACAUUAACAUGUGGGUGUAUCGAAUGGAGACCAUACUGCAUUGGCAGCAACAACUGAACAGCAUCCAGAUCACCAGGCCUGCCUUCAAAGGCCUCACUUUCACGGACCUGCCUUUAUGCUUACAACUGAACAUCAUGCAGCGGCUGAGCGAUGGGCGUGACCUGGUCAGCCUGGGCCAGGCAGCACCGGACCUGCAUGUGCUGAGUGAAGACCGGCUGCUGUGGAAGAAACUGUGCCAGUACCACUUCUCAGAGCGGCAGAUCCGCAAGCGAUUAAUCUUGUCAGACAAAGGACAGCUGGAUUGGAAGAAGAUGUAUUUUAAGCUUGUACGCUGUUACCCAAGGAAAGAGCAGUAUGGGGACACUCUGCAGCUUUGCAAACACUGCCACAUUCUCUCCUGGAAGGGUACUGACCAUCCGUGCACAGCCAACAACCCAGAGAGCUGCUCCAUUUCACUUUCACCCCAGGACUUUAUCAACUUAUUCAAGUUCUGAAUCCCAGCACAUGACAACACUUCAUAAGGCCCCCUGCUGAUUGGAUGGCUGGAAGUUUGGACACUUCGUUUGUAAAUAGUGUACAUUUUAAAUAUUGGCUUGAAACUUCUGAGAUAAGUCACUGAGAGAGAGGAUGUUGGAGGGGAGAGAUGCAGUUGCCAAUGGGAAUUUACAAAUGUGAACUUUGAAUUAGAACUGGUACAGAAAGCAGAAAUACUGUAGAUAGACUUUUCUCCCCCAACAAUUUUCCAGCAAGACUAUAAGGGCAAGAAUUCUAUGUCAGCUGUGAAAGUGGAAUUCUCUUGAUGUUCGUGGAAACUCCUUUAUAGUUCCCUAGGAAGAAAAAGGCAAAACUCAAAUACAAGAUAGAAUGCUCUUUGUUUACAAUGUGAAAUUUCUGUUAAGACAAAAAUAAGGAAGAAAGAAAAAAGGGAUGCUACGUGUGAGAAAUCCUCGGGCUUUUUGGGUUGGAUUUGGGGUUUGUUUUGAAAAGGCAAAGAAGUACCAUCCUUCUGAAAUCUCCAUGGGCAUAAGGCCUUAUCCUAUGAAGAUGCCAUACAAUGGUCUACCUCUCAAAGAACAGAGCGCUCUCUGACAACAUACAUUAUCUAGCAGGCAAUGUCUGUGUUUCGUGUAAGUUUUUUUCAUCUGUAAAGUGAUUUAAGAUGGGAAGGAUGAUGGAAGAAAACUUUAUGGGUUCUGAGUUCCUUUUUAGGCAAAUAGAGUCCCCUUUGGAGUUCCCUCUUUCCUCAAAGUACCUGUGCCUUUAUCUUUCAUAUCAUAGCUCAUUUAGGGAAACAGAAGGCCAAUUUAAGAGCAGUCCCAGGAGUCAUGAAAAGAUAGAAUUAGACACCUUGUAGAUGUGAAGACUUCACUCUUCCAGCAUGGCUUCCCUCUUCUGGCUUAACUUCCAAGCUUGUCCAGCUUCCGUGGGUAUCUUCAUGGAAAAGCAAAUGUCUGUAAACUGAUUGGCACCCAAGUGCUAAGGCUGGAGAGAGAAAUUUUUCACACCAGCCAGUUAAACAUUUUGCCAGCUGCUGCUCUGUCAGGGGGAGGGGGUAAUGAACUGAGGCACUUUGUUUUCUUUAGGUCCAACAUCAAACUUGAGUCUUCUUGAGCUGGGACAUUUUGCAAGCAUGAUUUAAAAUAAAGCCUGGGGUCCAAGCCAAAUAGAGGGAAGAUUCAUCUUAAGCUUGCUUCAAAGCUGGAUAGUUAAAAUGAGGAGAGUUAGAGAUCCCAGGCAAAUAUGAGCAAGUCACUGUGGAAGAAAGGAAAUCUCAGGACUUAAGGAGUUAACUGUCAGAUAUUCCUGGGGUGGGGGGAAUGUUUUUAUUUUUUACUUUUUAUAGAAUGUUGCUUUUCUACAAUGUACAUAUAUUUGCAGUUAUAUUUGCUUUUUUAUUUCAAAAUAAAAUUGCCACCCUGCAUGCCCUUGGCAAAUAAGCAGAAAUAGGAAUUUGGCCCACAUACAUGUUAAGGGAGAGAAUAACCAGAAGCAUUGAUGCUCAGGAUGGGUGAUCCCUGAAGGAGGGGAAAGAUGGCUGAGCAAGGACAGAAACAAGGCAAGGGACAGCUAGUGACUCAACACCUCUUCCUUCAGUACAACCUGUGGGUCAGCUCCUCAGAGGGCAGAGUCUGCAGUGUUCCCUCUGCUGUGUUGUGCUUGCACCAGAAGUUCUCAGUAGUUCUGUCUUCAUCAUCAUCCCCCUGAGGGAGGGGGAGGGCUUGACCUGACUUUAAGCUUUCAUAAUGAGAAAAAAUGAAAUGUGAAAGAAGAUUCUGAUGUAUAAAGUUGAACUUUGGAGGACUACAAACAUCGUCACAGCUAAGGGUUUUCUGUUUGAGAUUUUUUUGUGUGUUUUUGUUUUGUUUUGUUUGUCUUUUAGCUCAUCUCCCCAGAAUCAAUUUUACAUGAAGACUGCAGGGCCUAGACUGUUGAAUAAAAAGCCACCUGUCUCAUAAUUUUCAGAUUCUCUUAAAUAUCUCACUUUCCUUAAAGGGGUGAGGUGGGGGCUGGAUCUGCCAUUGCUAUGAAAAGUUCUAGAAACUUUGACUCUGAGUGACAUUUAUUUUGUUGUUGUUUUGAGACAAGAUCUCCCUGAAGCCCCCACUGGCCUGGAACUCACCAUGUAGUCCAGGAUGGCUUUGAUUUCAGGGAGAUCCGCCUGUGUGUGUGCAUAUCUCCUGAGUGCUGGCUGAGAUUUAAUGUGCUCGCCACCACACCCAGCUCUGAGUGACACUUUUAGGGUUAGGGCUCAUGGCCUUUCACAUCUUCUCACCAACUUGCCACCUCUGCUCUGUCUUGCUGUUCAUAGGGAUGGAAAGCCAUUGGUACUUUGGGAUUUACAGUUCCAGAAACUUCACCUGGUUUGGACUGUCAGCGUAAAACUAAUGAACCAGUCUCAUAAAGAAUGUUAUCAGUACACAAAGUCAUACAUCAUACCCCAGGCAACAACUUGUGUGUGUAUAAAAUGACUCCUACCCCCAAGCAAUAAGCCUGCAGAUUCUCCAUGACCCUUGGUGUGAUUAGUUGUGGUGUGUAACACAAAGAAAGUUUUUAAGGAUGAAAAAGAAGAAAUGAACAUUUAUGGGUCUCUUUCAUUGAGAAUAGAAAAUAGGAAAGGAGUGGUAGGUGAAGAGGGAAUGGGAGAGGAAUAGAGAUGGUGUAUGCUUGAUGCUGUGGUAUGGGGACGUGGAGGGAGAAGAACAGGCAAGAUAGCCAUAUCAGGCCAUGGCCAGAACCCCACAAGGAAAGGAGUGAAAAAGGAAAUUCUUGCUCCUAGACACUACUAAUCUGUAGAAUUCCUCUUGCCAGACACACCCAGAACUCCCAGACCUAAAACACAAAAACUAAGAAUCCCUGUCUCAGAACUGAUACAAAAGCAAGAGGAACAUAACGAUAGAAAUUUUUUGCUGGAAGGGAGGGGAUGCUGUUCCAUUUAUUGUAUCAACCCACCCUAGCUUGCACCUUGUAAAGCAGAACUAGAAACUGAUAUCCAUUAUGAAGUAAUUCAGAUGUCUAGAAAGAAAAGAGUUCUGUCCAAGCCACAUGAGCAAAUCUAGGGAAUUGGUAACUCAAGGGUUCAAGGGCAGUCAGCCUAGAGUCUCUUGAGAGGAUAUACCAUCCCUUGUAGAAUUAUAUAUACAUAUAUAUGAAGAUUAAGAGUACCCAUUUUAUAGCAAGAGCUAAUAAAAGAAAAAUAAACCAAAUGACAUUUUCAACUAGAUCAUGCCAUUACUGAACACUGUUACUUCGAGCAGGUGAAUCAGUUGAAUGGGAGGGAGGGACAGCAUCAAGGAACCAGGACUACAAGGUAGAGCCUCCAGUAUAUGUGAUAUGAAAAGGUAUUAGUGAUGAUCAAUUUCACAUUGAAGUGGCUUGGAGGAGAUAUGUUUUUAAGGGACAAGAGUUACAUUGCAAAAGCUCUCAACAUAGGAGCAGGUCUGUUUGUGACAGAAGCAAGGUGGUGAGUGUGUAUUUUGUUAUUAUCACAAUGCUCAGUCUUGUGUCCUCAAAAACCCUUUCCCAUAAGAAGCUUGUUGCUAAUACAGGCUCCUUGUUUCUGUUACUUUUAUAUGGAAGAAGAGAAAGGGUUUGGAAUUUUAUUUGUCUAAGCAAGUGAUACAAGUCAGAAAGAGGUAAAUCAGUGCAGGAGCUGUUCAGCUGUGUAUGGUUCUCAGCAUUCAGCACAAUGUUUAUUAUAAAACAUGCACCUGGGUUUAUAAUUUUUGCCAGACUGUGGGCAAUAACAUCUUGCUAUGCAAACACUAUAUUUUAUGUGUGAAAUUUUUAACUGUAAUUUUAUGUGUGCAUUUUUAAACUAAACAUCAUUAUUUUCUAUGUUGA